CUUGAUACCAUCUCAGACAUCUACAAGCUCUCACUAGGUGCUAUGGUUCAAAGUCAAAAUGAAUACAUAUUCAGGCUUCCAGGAUGGAGUAGAAAUCCUCCAUGUUCCUUCAGAUGUAGCUGCUAUUUCCUUGCCUUGAUGUUGACCAUUGUUUGCCAUUGUCUCAAGUUGCCUGAUUGAAACAAUCUUUAGAAGUCUUACAAGAGAAUGAGCUUCAAGCUAAUACCACUCUUGUACUCCUGCCAAAGAUAGUGUCAUACAGGUCCAUGUGCUAUUCAUGGCAUGUUGAGAUGCAAACUUGUUGCUGCUACUGCUCUCCAGAUUGUUAUUAAUCUCCAGCUGUACGAGGAGCUUCCUUGCCCCCUUGAUAAUUUUGAGCUGUUACUAUGUAGCAUGCCUGAUCCAGAAGAUAAGUUUUUCCCUCUCUAUCCUUAUAUUUCAAUACAACUGUCCCCCGUUUGAAGGCAUCAAUACAUUUUUUGGUGCUCCUAAGAUCGGAGAUUCUUCCAAGUUGGGAAAGGGAGUCGGAAUGCGUUGCUUCCUCUGUCCAGAGACCACAUGUCCGCACAACGCAUUUGUGCCUGCCCGGAAUGCAGAGCCACAUGGGUGAAGAAGUUCUCCCACUCUCUCCCCGUAGCCUCUUCCUUGGCAUAUGGACGUUUUUCUCUCAAAACUUCAACGCCGUGGUUUCAUCUUUCAAAAAGUUUAGGUGGGCCUGGCCAUGGUACCGUGGUGGGCGUACCCUUCAUGGUAAUGAUGUAUGGUGGUCUAUUUUUGGUAAUCUUUCCUGGUUUUGCAUGUGCCUUGCUCUAUUGAAUUUUAUGGUUGAUCCAAGUCGUAGCAUGACGUUGGCGGCUCUCCACGUGAUUUUCUCUACGGGGGCCCUAAUAACUCAUUUCACUUUGAUGCACUCGAUUGUUUAUUGGUAUGGCGACAUGCCUUUCAAGUUAAUGGGUGCCAAGGCGAAAUUUAUGAUUGAGGUCAUCCCUAUGAUAAUAGCAGCAGCCUUGCAUCAUCUUUUGGAAUUCAAUUAUGGGUAUCUCCUGCUACUGCUAGUCUUCACAAUAUAUUUUUAUACCUUUGCGCACUUCAUGCACGUAGCCUAUGACAUUGGAGGAAAAGACGUAUUGUUGGGAUUACUAAUGCCGGUUCUUGGUUACAUGUUGAACGUAGAAUUGUUACUUAGAGCUUUGGCUUUGAGCUUCUGCUUAGGCUUCAGUUUCUAUAGAUAUGUGACAUAUUGUGCUCCUGAAGUACCUGCCCAUUCUAAAAAGGAGCUGGAGCGGCUGCCUUGCUGAUUUGAAGGUGUUUGUAGAAGGACAAAUCUUUAGCAUCUCAUAUAUUAUAAGCAGAGGCGGACCCAGAAUUUUGAGUUCGGCGGUGCUGGACCCAGGAAUUUUGAGUUCGGGGGUGCUCUAUUAACUAUUUAUAUCUGUUUCCUUUAUAUUUUUUAUACAAUUAUACACUCCAUGAUUAAGUUUAAUGGGUGCCGGAGCACCCAAACUUUACACAUGGGUCCGCCCCUAAUUAUAAGUUAGUCUGUUGUCUUUCUUUUCGUCAUGUGAUGAGUCUUUGAUUC
This is a messenger RNA of Lycium barbarum (goji berry), 1579 nucleotides long. RefSeq lists its product as uncharacterized. The coding region runs from base 591 to 1298 and encodes 235 amino acids. The record is from RefSeq and is a predicted model, not a curated record. Lineage: Eukaryota; Viridiplantae; Streptophyta; Magnoliopsida; Solanales; Solanaceae. The transcript is spliced from 4 exons.